This is a messenger RNA of Chironomus riparius, 1248 nucleotides long. NCBI's taxonomy places the organism in Eukaryota, Metazoa, Arthropoda, Insecta, Diptera, Chironomidae. The record is from the annotation of a GenBank genome assembly.
AACUUAACGGAAACAUUUAAAACUUUUUUAACGAAACUUUUCAGAUUCUCAAAACACACUUUCCAGCCCAUCUUGUUCCUUUAUAAAUUUCUAGAUUGAUUUUUAAUGCUCAAUAUCUCUUAAACUCCCAGUGUAGCAACAUAUCAAGAUCAAAAUCUAUCAUUAAUUACAAAAUCAUUUUAACUUUCACUAAAGUUGAUUCUCCCCGGUUCAAAUUCAUAAUUUUCUUCGACUUAGAAUAAUUUUUAAAUUAAAUAUAGUGGUGAGCUCAGCUUGUGCAUCAUGAUUAAUAUCGCAUCAAAGGCUGGAAAUUAUCUAAGAGCAACAAACCAAGUCGUUGCUAAUGGCCUUAAACCACUAGCUGUUGCCGCACUGUCUGAAAAGAAAGUUUCUGGUGAUCAAAAGGAACAUUUGACAGUUUAUACACUCAGCAAUCAGCUUCCAGGGAACAAUGUUAGCAUCAAAACAGGAGUUGCUACAUCAACUCAAGUGCGAUUCGCUCACACUGAUGUCUCAGUUCCAGACUUUAGUGGAUAUAGACGUGAUUCGACGAAACGUGCUGCAGGCAAAGCUCAAUCAGCUGAGGAACGAAAGUCCUUCUCCUAUGCUCUUGUUGGAGCAACCACUGUUACAGCUGCAUACUCUGCAAAGGUUUUAGUCACAGAAUUCAUUUCAUCAAUGAGUGCCACAGCUGAUGUCCUUGCCUUGGCCAAGAUUGAAAUUAAGCUUGCUGACAUCCCAGAAGGCAAAAAUGUCACAUUCAAAUGGCGUGGUAAGCCACUGUUCAUUCGUCAUCGUACGCAAGAGGAAAUUUCAACCGAAGGAUCAGUCAAUUUGUCUGAACUCAGAGAUCCACAACACGAUAGUGAACGUGCAUCAAAUCCCAAAUGGCUUGUCAUUAUCGGAGUCUGUACUCAUUUAGGAUGCGUACCAAUUGCUAAUGCUGGUGAAUAUGGCGGAUAUUACUGUCCAUGUCACGGUUCUCACUACGACUCAUCGGGACGUAUCAGAAAAGGUCCAGCACCAUUGAAUUUGGAAGUUCCACCAUACGCUUUUCCAGACGAGGGACUCUUAAUUGUUGGUUAAAUUUAUUAAUUUAAAUACUUUUGUUCCAAAAAAAUCAAUGACAUCGUGCAUGAUUAGCAGCAAGUUUCUCACGAUGGGAUAAAUAAAUUAAUUAACUGUAAACGAAAAAAAAAAUAAACCAAGAUUAAACUAUAACAAUUGGCAAUUAUCCUUUAAGAACAA